This is a messenger RNA of Amoebophrya sp. A120, 3370 nucleotides long. NCBI's taxonomy places the organism in Eukaryota, Dinophyceae, Syndiniales, Amoebophryaceae. The record is from the annotation of a GenBank genome assembly.
AGGGGACUCGCUGGGCGGCAUUCGAUUCCGGCAACCCAGGUCGACUCCCAUUCCGCGGCCUCGGAGUUGUUUUAUGGAAGACAAAAUCUGAACUAGCUAGUGGCGCACAAUAGAUACGCUAACUUUAAGGCUUUAGAGCUACGACACCGCAGCACCUCCGGCUCCGGAUCCACUCCACCUCUCCGGUUUCGGCUUCCAGAUUUUCCGGCGGGAUGGAGGCUGCCGGUUUCGUCUGCUGCAGUACGUCGUCGCGAGGCCGUUUCGAUGCCGCGUCUCGACACAGCAAACAUGCUCGCAGAUCUGCUGCCAAUGGCUCGCCGUUGGUUGUGGGUAGAUGAGUACCUCAGCACUGUCGCCAUAAUUGUAGAUCUCCCUGCACCCAAUGACGGCGAUGAACUUGAAAAGCCCAAACCACUAGUGCCUGUGUUGCUCGAUUCGUAGCAUGCUCCUCACGGUGGCAACAGGCAACAGGACGCACCUAGAACCAACAAAGAAAAAGCCCCUGUCCUGCUUGGGCAUAUUUGGGACCUAUGUCCCCGGACUGCAGGACAAGAUCUCUUGCGAGGCCCCCCCGGGUGCGCCACUCUGUGACCCAAAGAGUGGCCACUGAAUUUGUGUCGGUCUGACGGACCAGAACAGUUCCGAAUGGAAACACACUCUGGAGGUGACCGGAACCGCGCGGGCGUUUCCGCAGCUCGGGCGGAUGCACCGCAGCAACAACCACUGCAGCAAGAGCUCGAAAGUGUCGCGCUAUGCUUUGCAAAGAUGCUGCACAGGUAUAGGAACUGACUCCGCAUGGUGGGCCAGCCAUAGGAGAACGCACGCAGUGGCACAGAGCUGGCUCCUGAGCCGCAGAGCGUUAACCAGGCCACCUUACCUGCGCAGCACCUUUGCACAACAUACGACGCUACACGCCGCCGCGAGAAAAAUACGAAAAGGGCUUCAGCAAUGGGGUGACCUACCAAUACUGGAAAAACGCGCGCAAAAGAGUCGGAAAGCGACUCGAGACAAGGACGGCAACAGUGUCUGCUGCUAGAAAAUUGGCCACACCGGACGCCGAAUGACCCCACCCUCGAGGGCCCCCCGCCCGACGAGAAUCCCUUUGCCACCCCGGUAGCGCGCUACCGCCCCAGAUGGGCCGACUUUGUGCUCUCCGGGGGCUAUGCCUCUCCGAAAGACAUGCAUGGCAGAUUUUUCCGCAAUGCAGACUGUGCAUGACAUGCCUAGAAGGAGCUCCCCCGUGGCAGACACUUUUGCGCAGCAUAAAGGGUGGGAAUUCUCCCAAACAGGCGCCAGGACAUAACGCGGGAGGGAGGGUGGCAAGACUUAAAGGACGCACUCAAGACAGGCACGCGUCCCACUUUUCCAAAACUGCCACGCUGGACCUAGGCACCCUAGAGAACACAAAACCCCCAGGCAGCCCCGCGCCACCUGAUUUCGCCGGCCCACCACCCCGGGCGCCAUUUUUUGGGCGCCUUGCCCGAGACGCCAGUGGCCUUUGCCUGACCGCGUGGGCAUCAAAGUCGCGCGAAAGGCGCGCAGAAGGCGACUCGGUGGGGCCUCCAGUUCUUGGCAACGUUGGUUACCGGCGACCCCGGAGACCUCCCCUGGACACUCACGAGGAAAUUGGGCAAAUUCGACCCGGUUCGGGGCGCCCAAAAUGGCCACAAAAUCGACCGACUCAGGUCCUUAUUCAAAAACGUCCACAAGAAACGAAAAAAAUCGCGAGACCCCCGGGGGAGACUGGCGAGGCGGGGGCCCUUCGGCUCGUCUCGGUUUUUCGCUUUCGGCUCCUUCGGCGCCGGCCCCUCCGGCGCCGAAAUGCCGCGCGCCGGCUUCUGGCUACCCUGGCGCGGCAAAUUGUUGCGCCCCCCGCGCGGCCCGGGCCGGCCGGAGUCUGCGCCCCCUGCGCCCGUCGCCCUGUGGCAUUUUCGCGCCGCAGUCAUACUCCUCUUUAUUUUCAUGAGCCCGCACACAGCCGCCCCCAUCUUGUGCGGCGGCGCGGAGGCAGGGCGGUGGGGUGGCUGCCGCGCAAUAAGGUGGCAGAAAAAAAGCCGGGCGCUGUGUUUGGCAAUCAUAGCGAAGGCCAUUGUGGGUUCGGCCCGCAUCGGGGACGCAAUCGGCGUCGACGAGAACGACACGCAGCGGCAGCAGGCGGCGCAACCAGGAGGGCAGGCUGCGCAACAGGAUGCGGCCGGGCUUGCUCAGGAUGACGAUCCCGAUGGGCCGCUGAGCCCAAUUUCACCCCACCAGCCAGCUCCAGCACGAUCGGCGGUCUUCGGAAGGUCGUCGCCAACUCGAACGACGAGCCGGCCGGGGCAAAAGAGAAGGGGCUCCCGACCUGUUUCAGGGACGCCAGAACGCUGAUCCCCGGGCCCAGCAUGUGCAUGAACUGCUUCCGUUUCUCCGCCUCAAUUUGUCGCGGCCGCGCCCCCGUUUCAUAUGGCGCGCAAGAAGUUUCAUGCUGCUACGAACCUAGACAAGUGCAAAGCAGUGCUUUUUGGGUGACUAUCUUCUAGCAGGCCGGUGGCUUCUUUGGUGAUUCCAAGAGGGGCACUUGGCACGGCCUGAAGGUGCUUCUUGUAAAUGCGCAACAUUUGACGCCUCUGGCCUGUUGGUGUUGCGGCUCGUGCUGUGAUUGGUGUUGGGCCUUGUAUCGGCCCCGGCCAAAAGGGCCUCACUUUGGCGGACCGCGUUCCGGGUUUUUGUAGCUACUAGCGCCGGAGACCUUCCGCCCUGUGACUUCAAGCGCGGCGAUUCUAUUUCCUGAAGGCUGCGCGAUCGUGAUCGAUAUUGCAGGGCCCUGGUUUGCUAUCGUGCCCACUACGAUCUUCCUGCCGCUCCAUUCUGCUGAUUUUUGGGCUUUGGGGCGUAGGCAGCUGCUGCUGACAUGCAAUGAAGUGGCCGCGCAUUGGUCGGAGAAGGAAGGCCAUUGCGCCAGUCGUCGCUGUUUCUUCGUUUGUUCUUGCUCGCUAGCUGCCUCCCGACCGCCACCAGAUCCGGAUGCGGAGAUCUUGCCGCACAAGGUCCCACAGAGGCCCGUCCAGAUGAACCUCGGCGAACAAUAACUGCUGCGCUUCGGGACGAGGUAUCCGCACUACAACGUCUACACCGCUGGCCGCUGCUCGGAGCGUCCGCCUUGCUGACCUCCAUGACGGUUCAUCCUGCCGGGCUACAGAAAAUUGUCUUAGAAAAUAGGACAAAGCUACACGCAUCUUCAAAGUGUUAGUCUUAAUCUAGUUACUAUUGUGCGCCGCUAGCUAGUUCAGAUUUUGCAUUGCAUAUCAUUGAACCCGGAUGCGCGGCCACGAGGAACUUGGGAAAGUGGACCAAGGUGACGCACAACGUCAGCCACUACCGGAGGAGACGG